AUGAUCCGUAGAGGUGUAAACCCUAAUGUUGUCACCUACAACUCCUUAAUCCAUGGAUUUUGCCUUUCUGGCAAAUGGACAGAGGCCACAAGCUUGCUUAAUAGAAUGAUGGAUGAAGGAGUAUCACCAAAUGUUGUAACCUCAACCUCUGCAAUUGAUGCUCUUUGCAAGGAGAGAAGGACCAAGGACGCCCUCACUGUUUUACAGGUAAUGACUCAAAGAGGUCUAAGUCCUGAUGUAAUCACUUACAACUGUUUAAUUCAUGGCAUAUCCAAUACAUCACAAUGGGGUGAAGCGACAAGUUUGUUUGAUGAACUGGUAGGUUUGGGCAUCUCACCCAAUAUAAUUACUUUGACAGCACUUUUUGAUGCUCUCCGUAAAGAAGGGAUGACAGAAAAGGCUCGCAAAGCAGUUGGGGCAAUAUUUCUGUAUGGUAUGGAGGGCAGAGAUGGUCUUUGGUUUUAUGGUGCUGAAGGGUCAUGUUCCUGA
Messenger RNA from Rosa rugosa (rugosa rose), 489 nucleotides. Its product is annotated as pentatricopeptide repeat-containing protein At1g06580-like. Bases 1 to 489 code for a protein of 162 amino acids. NCBI's taxonomy places the organism in Eukaryota, Viridiplantae, Streptophyta, Magnoliopsida, Rosales, Rosaceae. The transcript is spliced from 3 exons. Gene Ontology annotation, molecular function: protein binding. The record is from RefSeq and is a predicted model, not a curated record.